CACACCUUCCAGGAAAUGAGGGGCUGCGACUUGAGAUGGGACGGGCGCUUCCUCCGUGGAUACACUCAGCUCGCCUACGACGGCACCGACUUCAUCUGCCUGAACGAGGACCUGGACUCCUGGACCCCAACCGACACAGCGGCCCGGAUCACCUGGCGCCAGUUGGUGGAGCUCCCUGCGGCAGAGCAAAGACAGAGAGUCCUAGGGGACAUCUGUGUGCACUGGCUCCGCCUGUUCCUAGAAAACGGAAAGGAGACCUUGCUCCAAACAGACCCUCCAAAGACACACGUGACCCACCACCCUAUCUCUGACCAUGAGGUCACCCUGAGGUGCUGGGCCCUGGGCUUCUACCCUGCGGACAUCACCCUGACCUGGCAGCAUGAAGGGGAGGACCUGACCCAGGACAUGGAGCUUGUGGAGACCAGGCCUGCAGGGGACGGGACCUUCCAGAAGUGGGCAGCUGUGGCUGUGCCCCCGGGAGAGGAGCAGAGAUACACGUGCCUUGUGCAGCCAGGGUUGCCUGAGCCCCUGACGCUGAGAUGGGGUGAGGAGGGGGCGUGGGCACAGAGCCUCUCCUCAGGGUGUCCUUGAGCAGGGUCAGGACUCAGGACUGAGGUUGACCUCUCAACUUCCCCUCACAGACCCCCCUCCUCAGACCACCAUCAUCAUCAUGG
Messenger RNA from Phyllostomus discolor (pale spear-nosed bat), 674 nucleotides. Its product is annotated as class I histocompatibility antigen, Gogo-B*0201 alpha chain-like. Gene Ontology annotation, molecular function: peptide antigen binding; signaling receptor binding. The record is from RefSeq and is a predicted model, not a curated record. Lineage: Eukaryota; Metazoa; Chordata; Mammalia; Chiroptera; Phyllostomidae. Gene Ontology annotation, biological process: antigen processing and presentation of endogenous peptide antigen via MHC class Ib; immune response; antigen processing and presentation of endogenous peptide antigen via MHC class I via ER pathway, TAP-independent. Gene Ontology annotation, cellular component: external side of plasma membrane.